CAUGAGGAAAUAAAUGGGGUGAUGCACGGAAGAGACACAAAGCCGACUGAGAAAAAUUACGAAGGAGGUCGGCUUAUCGUGAUCGGCUCGUUGCGAAUUUUCGUUUAUAUACUCGUGUAAACUGAUAGACGCGAUAUCGAGAAAGAUAUUACCGAAACACGCAACGUUGCGGCGCGUUUCCUCUGUUCACUUUAUUCUCCUCUUUAAGGUCUUUGGUAGUCGACCGCACGCCCACCAAGCCAUCCCCUGAAUCUACAUUUUCUGCUCCCUUUCGCUUGAUGUUUUUCCGUCUUUUAUCGGUGACACGAGGUGUAAACGGAGCGUUUUAAAAACCAUGACAAAACCAAGCGUCUCUGCUCGAAAGAGGAGCACGUUCGAAGAUUACGCCAAGAUCUUUCGCGCCUUACUGGCAAGUUGGAGAGGAAAUUGCAAUCGACUUUGCAACGACGAGCUCUGCGAAACCAUCGAAGAUUUGACACUGCCGAGCAACGAAGACUGGCGCUAUCGAAUCUAUUACCGGCUGGUCCAACUGCAAAGAGAAUACGAUGAUGUCAGUUCCGCAAAAAGAAGGGCCGAGGAGACUGGAUCGGCAAGAGAAACGGAAACGGAAACGGAAACGGAAACGAGAUCGCAAGUGGAGGAACAAAAGAAGAAGAAGAAGAAGAAGAAGGAUUGGGAAUGGGAGCCGAAAAGGCAGGGACACGGUUUGAAGGCUAAGCCGCGAAAAUGUGAGAAGGAGGAAUCGAGGGGAGGAUCGUUGACGAGGAUCGUCGGUAGGAUCGGCGGUUCGAUGAUAGAA
This is a messenger RNA of Heterotrigona itama, 799 nucleotides long. Lineage: Eukaryota; Metazoa; Arthropoda; Insecta; Hymenoptera; Apidae. The record is from the annotation of a GenBank genome assembly.